AUCGGUGUGAGGAGAAACAGUCCGCGGAGUGAGACCUCCCCGCUGCGUGCGCGUCACUAGGCGAUCUCUGUCUGGACGUGAGCCGUCGUGUGUCGGCGCAGCGGAGACAGAACCGGAUCACCGGAGAACCGCAGCGGCAGCAGGAUGGGCAAAAAGCAGAAGAAGUCCGGGGACGACAGCGCCAAAGACGACGGCGUGGACAUCGACGCUCUGGCCGCCGAGAUCGAGGGAGCGGGAGCCUCCAAAGAGCCGAAAGGGAAGAAGAAGAAGAAGGGAGUGAAGAAGGACGAGUUUGAUGAGGACGAAAUCCUGAAAGAGCUGGAGGAGUUAUCUCUGGAGACUCAGGGAGUGAAAGCAAAGGCUGCAGCACCUCCUGCAGCACCUCCUGCAGCACCUCCUUCCAACUCGGACGAGGACAGUGUCUCGCGCCUCGCCUCAAGGCCAAAAAGGGAGGCAAACAAGCAUCGGGGUCGGACGGAGAGGAGGACCGAGAUGAGGACGAGGGGCCCAAGAAUAAAGGAGGAGGAGGAGGAGGAGGAGGAGGAGGGAAGGAAGGAGGAGAAGGAGGAGGAGGAGGAGGUUGAGGGGUCCGAAGUGGAAGAGAGGGAGGCUGCUUUUGGCCGAGACCGGAAGAAGAAGAACAAAGGCAAAGCCGUGAAGAUGGAGAGCGAAGAAGAGGAGGAGCAGGAAGGAGAAGAUGGCGCCGGAGGCUUCAAGAUGAAGACGGCCGCGCAGAAAAAGGCGGAGAAGAAGGAGAGGGAUCGCAAGAAGAAGGAGGAGGAGAGGCAGAAGCAGAGGAAGCUGAAGGAGAAGGAGAAGGAGAAGGAGGGCAGCGUGGAGCCGGAGAAGAAGAAGACCACGGCCGAGGUCCCGCCCCCUCAGGAAGAUCCACCAAUGGCAGCCGCCGAGGAUCAGGAAGGGGCGGAGCCAGAAGAGGAGAUGGACGGCGACAAGAAGAAGAAGGACAAGAAGAAGAAGAAGGGCGAGAAGGAGAAGGAGGAGAAGAAGAAGGGGCCCAGCAAGGCCACGGUCAAGGCCAUGCAGGAGGCUCUGGCCAAGAUGAAGGAGGAGGAGGAGCAGGCUAAGAGGGAGGAAGAGGAGCGUCUGAGGAGGCUGGAGGAGAUGGAGAAACAGAGGGAGGAGCAGGAGCGUCUGGAGCUGGAGCGGAAGGAGAAGAAGAAGCAGAAGGAGAAGGAGAGGAAGGAGCGCCUGAAGAAGGAGGGCAAGCUGCUGACCAAAGCCCAGAAGGAGGCGCGAGCUCGGGCCGAGGCCACGCUCAAGCUGCUGCAGGCUCAGGGUGUGGAGGUGCCGUCCAGAGACUCGCUGCCGAAGAAGAAGCCGGUUUACGGAGACAAGAGGAAGAAGAAGCAGCCCAACGCUCCCACACCUGAAGAAACUUCAGAGGUGAUGUCACCCACGCCGGAGACGCCAGAGCCUGUUGCCAUGGAGACGGAGGCGGUGACGCCGACUGUGGUACCCGAGGUGAAGCCAGAAGCUGCUGUAGACGACUGGGAGGCGAUCGCCACAGAUGAAGAGAAAGAGCUGAAGAAGGUCCACAUCGAGGUGAAGGAGGAGAUCUCCGCUCCUCCCCGGCCGGCCGGCAGCGAGGAAGACGAGGAGGAGGAGGACGAAGACGACGACGACGAAGACGAGGACGAGGACGACGACGACGGCGGCGACGAAGAGGAAAGCGAGGAAGACGAGAAGGAGAAGCAGCGGCAGACGGCGCCGGGGCCUCAGGGCGCGAAGAGACGAGCCGCCAAGGACAGCGAAGAGGAGAGCAGCGAGAGUGACGAUGACGACGGUAGGACGAAGGACGAGAGGCGCUACGAUCGCGCCAAGAGGAGGAUCGAGAAACGUAAAGCUGAGAACAUGAGGAACAUAGACCUGGACCGGCUGAGAGCUCCGGUGGUGUGUGUGCUCGGACACGUCGACACCGGCAAGACCAAGAUCCUCGACAAGCUGCGACACACCCACGUUCAGGACGGUGAGGCCGGAGGGAUCACGCAGCAGAUCGGAGCCACGAACGUCCCGAAAGAGACGAUCGAGGAGCAGACGAAGAUGGUUAAAAACUUCGACCACGAAAACGUCCGGAUCCCGGGCAUGCUGAUCAUCGACACACCAGGACACGAGUCAUUCAGUAACCUGAGGAACAGAGGCAGCUCUCUGUGUGACAUAGCCAUCCUGGUGGUGGACAUCAUGCACGGCCUGGAGCCCCAAACGCUGGAGUCCAUCAACCUGCUGAAGGAGAAGAAGUGCCCGUUCAUCGUGGCCCUCAACAAGGUGGAUCGUCUGUACGACUGGAAGAAGAGCCCUGAGACAGACAUCGUGACCACGCUGAAGAAGCAGAAGAAGAACACUAAAGACGAGUUCGACGAGAGAGCCAAGGCUGUCAUCGUGGAGUUCGCUCAGCAGGGUCUUAAUGCCGCCUUGUUCCACGAGAAUAAAGACCCCCGGACCUUCGUGUCGUUGGUUCCUACCUCGGCCCACAGCGGCGACGGGAUGGGGAACCUGAUCGCCCUAUUGGUCGAGCUCACGCAGACCAUGCUCGCACGCCGCCUGGCGCACUGCGACGAGCUGCGGGCGCAGGUCAUGGAGGUGAAAGCGCUGCCCGGGAUGGGAACCACCAUCGAUGUCAUCCUGAUCAACGGCUGUCUGCGGGAGGGAGAGACCAUUAUCGUGCCGGGGGUGGAGGGACCAAUCGUAACGCAGAUCAGAGGGCUGCUGCUGCCCCCCCCUCUCAAGGAGCUGCGAGUCAAGGUAAAGGCUGCAUCCUCGGUUCCUUCACUUGCUUCCUUUCCUAACCUCGGAGAAAGGGACACAAAUGUAAAGAGAAAGCGACAAAAAACAUUGAAGAAGAUGACAAGAAAUAUCGGAAAAAAAGCUGUGUAA
This is a messenger RNA of Perca flavescens (yellow perch), 2892 nucleotides long. RefSeq names its product eukaryotic translation initiation factor 5B (gene eif5b). The coding region runs from base 145 to 2892 and encodes 915 amino acids. The record is from RefSeq and is a predicted model, not a curated record. Gene Ontology annotation, molecular function: translation initiation factor activity; GTP binding; GTPase activity. Gene Ontology annotation, cellular component: mitochondrion; cytoplasm. Gene Ontology annotation, biological process: translational initiation. NCBI's taxonomy places the organism in Eukaryota, Metazoa, Chordata, Actinopteri, Perciformes, Percidae. The transcript is spliced from 20 exons.